Brassica oleracea var. oleracea is the source of this 2005-nucleotide messenger RNA. Its product is annotated as acyl-coenzyme A thioesterase 8-like. The coding region runs from base 65 to 1282 and encodes 405 amino acids. Gene Ontology annotation, molecular function: fatty acyl-CoA hydrolase activity. The record is from RefSeq and is a predicted model, not a curated record. Gene Ontology annotation, biological process: fatty acid catabolic process; acyl-CoA metabolic process. Lineage: Eukaryota; Viridiplantae; Streptophyta; Magnoliopsida; Brassicales; Brassicaceae. The transcript is spliced from 18 exons.
AACCAAAUAAAUCCAUUGGUUGGAUGAUUGAAUUGACUUUUGCCGGUCUGUCAAACGUUCAACGAUGAACACUGAAUCAGUAGUGGAGUUGCUUGGGAAGGUGCCCUUGUUGCAUCGGUUAACAAGUCUUUCUCUCAAGAGAAUCGCACAAGUCGUUGUGUUCAAGCGUUACGAGAGAGGGGAUUAUGUGGUGCGUAGAGAUGAGGAGGUGGAGGGUGUUUACUUUCUCCUUCAAGGACAGGCUCAGGUUCUGGGAUCAGCCGACGACUCCUCGGAGUUCCUCUUGAAACCGUUUGAUUUCUUCGGCCGUGGUAUUUUUGGGAAUGUUUACUCAGCAGAUGUUGUUGCUCUCUCACAGCUUACCUGCUUGCUGCUCAUGUCUCAUCAUUGUUCUUUGCUUGACACCAACCCUAUCUCCGAUCCAGCUAAGGAUCUUGAGACCCCCUGUCUUGUGCAACGCAUUUUGUCUCUCGAUCCAUUAGAUUUGACUCUUUUUCGAGGUUUCACUAUACCCAAUGCUCCAACCUUUGGCAAGGUUUUUGGUGGGCAAUUAGUUGGACAGGCACUUGCCGCAGCGACAAACACUGUUGAAUCGACCAAGAUUGUUCAUAAUUUACACUCCUAUUUCCUACUCGUUGGAGAUAUAACUAUUCCCAUCCUAUACGAAGUUAACCACUUACGUGAUGGCAACAACUUUGCCACCCGAAGAGUUGAUGCUAGACAGAAAGGCAAAACCAUUUUCAUCUUGUUUGCUUCUUUUCAGAGAGAUCAACAAGGUUUCGAUCACCAAGAGUCGAACAUGCCCCGUAUGUCACCUCCUGAAACGCUUGUAACAAGAGAGGAGAUGAUUGAACGGCGUAUAACUGACCCUCUGCUACCUAGGGAUUACCGAAACAAAAUUGCAGCUGAAAAAAUCCUCACAUGGCCUAUAGACAUUCGAUUUUGUGAGCCAAGUUAUUAUACAGAACAGACAAAGUCUCCUCCAAGAUUGAACUAUUGGUUUAGGGCAAGGGGAAAACUUUCUGAUGACCAAGCUUUACACCGAUGUGUGGUUGCAUUUGCUUCAGAUCUGAUAUUUGCAUGUAUCGGUUUAAACCCUCACCGUAGAAAGGGCAUGAGUGCUGCUGCUCUUAGCCUAGACCACUCGUUGUGGUUCCACCGACCUCUAAGAGCUGAUGACUGGCUUCUCUUUGUGAUGGUGAAUCCCACAUCAUUCCAGAGUCGUGGUCUGACCACUGGAGAAAUGUUCAACAGAAAAGGAGAGUGCUUAAAGAGAAUGUAAUUGUUGGAUAAAUUGAUGAUGUGGGCAGCUAGUGGUAUCAUUGACGCAAGAAGCAUUGCUAAAAGAAGCGGUGACGAUUAAGCCCAUCUUCGGCGCCAAGCUCUAAGUAACACACACACACACACACCAUAUAAUAUCAGAAUAUAUUCAAGAAGAGUUUUUGCAAUCUGUUACACCUCGCCAGUCACACUGUGAUGCUUAAAUUAUUUUUCCCAUUUAUAUUAUUAUGACAUGUUUGUAUGUAAAUUGUGACACCGGCGGUCAUUUAUUGUGUGUACAUGACAAACGGCGUCGUUUAGUGAAAAAAACACAUUAUUAUUACAGGAGGAGACGCAUUGGUUAAUCGUUAAUACGCUCUCGCUCUCCCUCUCCCUCUCCCUCUCCCUCUCCCUCUCCUCCCUCUCCCUCUCAACGGAAAAAUUGGAAAGGAAUCAAUGGCGGAGUCGGAAUCGGAGCAUGAGCUCAUCGAUGAAGGAGAAUUGGAGAAAAUGGAGUGGGAAGUGAGGGAGAUGGCGAAGAAGAUAACAGAGUACAGGAAAACCCUACCGGAUAACCUCAGGAACACCCUUGAUUCCGCGCUUUCCUCCUCUCAUAGCUUCUUCCCCAGCAUCUCGGAUCCUCUUCCCUCUUCUUCUGAACGCCUCACCAUCGCACCAGGAACUCAAGACCAAGACUGUGAACAGAAAAUGAUUCAGCUCAAGGAAACAGUGUCUAGGAACGCUG